Messenger RNA from Ceratitis capitata (Mediterranean fruit fly), 563 nucleotides. It is a transcript of the gene Taf13, whose product is annotated as transcription initiation factor TFIID subunit 13. NCBI's taxonomy places the organism in Eukaryota, Metazoa, Arthropoda, Insecta, Diptera, Tephritidae. Gene Ontology annotation, cellular component: transcription factor TFIID complex. Gene Ontology annotation, biological process: transcription by RNA polymerase II. Gene Ontology annotation, molecular function: protein heterodimerization activity. Bases 52 to 489 code for a protein of 145 amino acids. The record is from RefSeq and is a predicted model, not a curated record. The transcript has 4 exons.
CGAAAAAUUAUCGAAACUAUUAUUCUCUGUUAUCUUUGAUCUCUCUCUCAUAUGACAGUCGUUUUUGGCAUUUCUGUAGAAAUGACGGCAAACCCCAACAUCGAUGAAAACUUUGAGACUCCUGACUUCGAUGAGGAUGAAUUGGGAGAGGAACAAUUUGUGUCAACUACGGCUGGAAGAAAACGCCUAUUCAGUAAAGAACUUCGGUGUAUGAUGUAUGGAUUUGGUGAUGAUAAGAAUCCAUAUACAGAAAGUGUAGAUUUGCUAGAAGAUCUAGUAAUAGAAUUCAUUACGGAAAUGACACAUAAAGCAAUGGAGAUCGGUCGUACUGGGAGGGUGCAAGUGGAGGAUAUUAUAUUUUUAGUUAGAAAAGAUCCAAGAAAAUAUGCUCGUGUUAAAGAUUUGUUGACUAUGAAUGAAGAGUUAAAGAAGGCUCGAAAGGCCUUCGAUGAAAUAAAAUAUGUUGGUAAUGAGGCUAAAAUCAAAUGACAAAAGGCAAAAUAAAAUGAAUGAUAUAUUUUUUAUGUAUUUCAAUUUGUGUGAAUAGAAACAAAAUAUAUAAA